AUGAACGAAAUUCGUCGUCAUCAAACGGAUACGGCCCAGCAUUUAUCAUUUCUGGAUCAUCAUCGAGACACAAUUGUGGCAUUGACUUCGGACGGUGGAUCUGGGCCGCAGUACACACAACAGGCUCACAUCCGAAUACUGGACACGUUUGUCAAACCGAUCUGGUCCAUGAUUGAACAGGCCAAAGCGUUGUGGAACGUGUUACAGGACUAUGAGACAUGGCUUACACACGAAGGACGUGAUCACAUGGUCCGCACAACCUGGCUGACACCGAUCACUCGUGUGAGCAUUAUGACCAGUAAAGUGCUGUGGCUUUAUCGAUCAUUAAGGCGUAUUGCUCUGUCAUAG
Messenger RNA from Echinostoma caproni, 348 nucleotides. The record is from the annotation of a GenBank genome assembly. Lineage: Eukaryota; Metazoa; Platyhelminthes; Trematoda; Plagiorchiida; Echinostomatidae.